Molecule: messenger RNA, 841 nt
Organism: Aethina tumida (small hive beetle)
Lineage: Eukaryota; Metazoa; Arthropoda; Insecta; Coleoptera; Nitidulidae
Product: muscle-specific protein 20-like
Exons: 3
Coding region: 130-681 (183 amino acids)
Biological process (GO): actomyosin structure organization
Molecular function (GO): actin binding
Source: RefSeq, a predicted model, not a curated record
UAUGUGGGCGACGCCGCCACUGUAUAGGAAGGCUAUAAGAACGGCCCGUGCCGAAAUAUUCGUAGUUAACCUGCGAACCUCAUAUCUUUAACAGUGAUCUCAGGUGAUAGUGAUAGCAGAGAAGAAAAAAUGCCAGGACCAUCCAGACCACUGUGGCAGGUUGCCGGUAAACGCGACCCAGAACAGGAAAGGGAAGCACAAGCUUGGAUCGAGCAGGUGAUUGGCGAAAGAUUCCCACCCGUUCCAUAUGAAAUCGCCCUCAGAGACGGUAUCAUUCUCUGCAAGCUGAUGAAUCGCCUAGCGCCCGGCAUAAUCUCCAAAAUCAACACAUCCGGCGGCGACUACAAAAUGAUGGACAACCUCAGCCAGUUCCAGAAGGCGUGCGUGAGAUAUGGCGUUCCUGACGUCGACCUGUUCCAGACUACAGACUUGUGGGACCAGAAAAACAUCGCCCUGGUGACCCAGAACAUUUUUGCCAUCGGACGUACCGCCUACAAACACCCCGAAUGGAGAGGUCCCUGGUUGGGUCCCAGACCAUCUGAGGAGAAUCGCCGUGAAUUUUCGGAGGCGCAACUUAGGGCCAGCGAAGGCAUCAUCGGCCUUCAAGCCGGACAAAACAAAGGCGCCACUCAGGCCGGUCAAAAUUUCGGUGCCUCUAGGAAAAUUAUUUUGGGAAAGUAAAUUAUUGGUUUCCCGUCAAAUUGAAUAACUUAGCUCUAAUUUUGUAUUUAUGAAAGAUAAUUUAUAUUUGUAUAUGUAUUUAUUUGGUGUAUUAAAUUAUAUUGUACCUGCUAUUACUAAAAUUAUUAACUUUGGUAAUUACAUUCGGUUCAAAUAAAUA